AUGGAGAUUAGGAGCAAUGUGACAGAGUUUGUUCUACUGGGACUCACAGGAAAUCCAAAGAUGCAGAAGGUCAUAUUUGUUGUGUUUUUUUUCAUCUACAUCAUCUCAUUGGUAGGAAAUUUGCUCAUUGUUUUUACCAUCACUGCCAGCUCACUGUCAGGGUCUCCCAUGUAUUUUUUCCUGGCCUAUCUCUCCUUCAUUGAUGCCUGUUAUUGCUCUAUCAACACCCCCAAACUUAUUGCAGAUUCACUUUAUGAAAAAAAGACCAUACGAUUCUAUGAGUGUAUGAUUCAAAUAUUUGCAGAACAUUUCUUUGGAGGCGCUGAGAUCAUCCUGCUCACUGUGAUGGCCUAUGACCGCUACGUGGCCAUCUGCAAACCCCUGCACUACAAGGUCAUCAUGAACUGGCGUUUAUGUGGUCUGCUCGUGGGUGUGGUAUGGGCGGGAGGCUUUCUUCACUCAACCAUACAGAUCCUCUUCAUCUUGCCACUGCCCUUCUGUGGUCCCAACAUCAUAGAUCAUUUUUUGUGUGACUUAAGCCCUUUGCUCAAUCUGGCCUGCACUGAUACACACAUUCUAGGACUCUUUGUUUCUGCCAAUAGCGGUUUUAUCUGCUUGCUAAAUUUCCUCCUCCUGAUGGUCUCCUAUGUGAGUAUUCUGCACUCCCUAAAAAACCACAGUUUAGAGGCAAGGCGCAAAGCCCUCUCCACCUGUAUCUCCCACAUCACGGUGGUCAUCUUGUUCUUUGUGCCCUGCACAUUUAUGUACCUAAGACCUGCUGUUACUUUCCCCAUUGAUAAAGCUGUUGCUGUAUUCUACACUGCAAUAACUCCCAUGCUAAAUCCCUUAAUCUACACCUUGCGAAAUGCACAGAUGAAAGAUGCCAUUAAGAAACUUUAUAAUAAUUUAAAUUUAAUUUAA
Molecule: messenger RNA, 921 nt
Organism: Condylura cristata (star-nosed mole)
Lineage: Eukaryota; Metazoa; Chordata; Mammalia; Eulipotyphla; Talpidae
Product: olfactory receptor 4C46-like
Exons: 2
Coding region: 1-921 (306 amino acids)
Biological process (GO): G protein-coupled receptor signaling pathway
Cellular component (GO): membrane
Molecular function (GO): G protein-coupled receptor activity; olfactory receptor activity
Source: RefSeq, a predicted model, not a curated record